This is a messenger RNA of Cynocephalus volans (Philippine flying lemur), 1801 nucleotides long. RefSeq names its product solute carrier family 37 member 3 (gene SLC37A3). The record is from RefSeq and is a predicted model, not a curated record. Gene Ontology annotation, cellular component: endoplasmic reticulum membrane. The transcript has 16 exons. Gene Ontology annotation, biological process: transmembrane transport. NCBI's taxonomy places the organism in Eukaryota, Metazoa, Chordata, Mammalia, Dermoptera, Cynocephalidae. Bases 221 to 1705 code for a protein of 494 amino acids. Gene Ontology annotation, molecular function: transmembrane transporter activity.
GCGGAGCCGAGGGGAGCCGGCGAGCGGAGCGGUGGAGCAGGGGAGGGCGGCGAUCGCUGCGGGGCUCGGGACUAGCUGAUAUCCAUAAGACAUAAUUAUCUAUCCAGUUUUCUUGUGUCAACUAGCCUGUGAGAUCUUUUUCCCCAGAAAGAAGAAAUUAUGUAAGGCAUUCACUAUCAAAACUUUAAGGUCAAAGGUGAGAAGGAAGUUCAGGAAGAACAUGGCCUGGCCAAAUUUUUUUCAAAGAGGAACUCUGCUUUCCCAUUUCAGUCAGCAUCAUGUUGUUGUGUUUCUGCUCACCUUCUUCAGUUAUUCAUUGCUCCAUGCUUCAAGAAAAACAUUUAGCAACGUCAAAGUCAGUAUCUCUGAGCAGUGGACCCCAAGUGCUUUUAACACGUCAGCUGAAUUGCCUGUAGAGAUCUGGAGCUGCAACCACUUGUUCCCCAGCGUAGAGGAAGCCACUCUCUUCCUCGGAACACUGGACACUAUUUUCCUCUUCUCCUAUGCUGUGGGUCUUUUCAUCAGCGGCAUCAUUGGGGAUCGACUGAAUUUACGAUGGGUUCUAUCUUUUGGCAUGUGCUCUUCUGCAUUAGUGGUGUUUGUCUUUGGCACUGUGACAGAAUGGCUGCACUUCUACAACAAAUGGCUGUACUGCUGCCUGUGGAUUGUGAACGGCCUGCUGCAGUCCACUGGGUGGCCCUGCGUGGUAGCUGUCAUGGGCAACUGGUUUGGGAAAGCUGGACGAGGAGUUGUUUUUGGUCUCUGGAGUGCCUGUGCUUCAGUAGGCAAUAUUUUGGGAGCGUGCCUAGCUUCUUCUGUACUGCAGUAUGGUUAUGAGUAUGCCUUUCUGGUGACGGCGUCUGUGCAGUUUGCUGGUGGGAUCGUCAUCUUCUUUGGACUCCUGGUGUCACCAGAAGAAAUUGGUCUCUCGGGUAUUGAGGCAGAAGAAAAUUCUGAAGAAGACUCACACCGGCCGUUAAUUAAUGGUGCCGAAAAUGAAGAUGAAUAUGAGCCUAAUUAUUCAGUCCAAGAAGACAGUGCUGUUACCCAAGUCAAGGCCAUCAGCUUCUUUCAGGCUUGCUGCCUUCCUGGAGUCAUGCUGUAUUCACUGGCCUAUGCCUGCUUGAAGUUGGUGAAUUACUCCUUCUUCUUCUGGUUGCCCUUUUAUCUGAGUAACAACUUCAGGUGGAAGGAGGCUGAAGCUGACAAGCUGUCCAUUUGGUACGAUGUUGGAGGAAUCAUAGGUGGAACUUUACAAGGCUUCAUCUCUGACAUAUUACAGAAGAGAGCACCAGUUUUGGCUCUAAGUCUGCUUCUGGCGAUUGGUUCCCUUGUUGGGUAUAGUCGUUCUCCAAACAAUAAGUCCGCUAAUGCACUUCUGAUGACUGUUACAGGAUUUUUUAUUGGUGGACCUUCUAAUAUGAUUAGCUCUGCUAUUUCUGCGGACCUGGGUCGCCAAGAGCUGAUCCAGGGGAGCAGUGAGGCUUUGGCGACUGUCACAGGAAUUGUUGAUGGGACUGGGAGCAUUGGAGCAGCCGUGGGCCAGUAUUUAGUGUCUUUGAUCCAGGACAAGCUAGGAUGGAUGUGGGUUUUCUACUUUUUCAUUCUCAUGACAAGUUGUACAAUUGUGUUUAUCUCACCAUUAAUAGUGAGGGAAGUAUUGUAUCUUGUGCAAAGGAGACAAGCUCACGUAUUGAGUGGGUGACUGGUGCCCACAAGAAGAAACGAACCGUGGGAGACACGUCAGGACUGUUAUGUUUUCUAAUUCACCCUCUUUUGAGGUCAUCUAAGAGCUCCAGCA